Molecule: messenger RNA, 1542 nt
Organism: Macrobrachium nipponense
Lineage: Eukaryota; Metazoa; Arthropoda; Malacostraca; Decapoda; Palaemonidae
Product: extracellular sulfatase Sulf-1-like
Exons: 3
Coding region: 1147-1467 (106 amino acids)
Molecular function (GO): N-acetylglucosamine-6-sulfatase activity; glycosaminoglycan binding
Source: RefSeq, a predicted model, not a curated record
GACAGAUGGAAUAAAACAGAGUAUAGUCAACACAAUCAGGUUUAAUAGAAAUUAAUGACUUAUUAGUAGUUCUAAUCAGUAUACUUCAUACAAUUAUUCAGCGAUGGCCAAAGGCUCGUUCUCCAUGUAUGGUGCUUUCAGCUUGAUUGUGAUAUGAACGCAAUAAGUUGUUCAGCAUGUUUAUGACAUUUUACUGUAGUGUGGAUGUGCCCAAAUUUAUCAAAAUAAGCCAUGGCAAACCUUUCCUAUAAAUCCAAUUAAGUUUCUUUAGUAUGGAAAGCAUUCAUUAUACGUACUGUAAAAAAAAUAUUUUUAGAUUGAAAGAUAGUCUCAAAUACAUAUUAGUCAAAAUUUGCUUUUAAGUUCACAUUAAUAAGAAUAAUUUUUUCCAUUUUGUACAUGUACAGUAGUGUAAAUUUUUAAAAUUUUAUAAUCAAAGUUUGGUGAUUGUAAAUUCAAGUAUUAUAAAGGUUUUGAUCAUUUGCUGCUCAAGCCAGGAUUAUUAAAAUGUUAAAGGGGAUUUUUUCUCAAGAAUGUUAAGAGAUUCAAAGUGUCAUAUACUCCUGACUUGUUUGGGAAAGAGUACCAUAUGUAGAUUAACUGCAGGGAAAGAGUACCAUGUAGAUUAAGUGCUGUUCUUUAUUAAAAUAUUCCAUUUAAUGACAUGUUUUUAUGUUAUUUUGCAAGCUAAAUAGAUAAGAUUUUGAAUAUUUACAACUUUCUCUUUCUCCCUUGCUCUGAAUAAGUGUAAUAUAUUUUAUUUCUGAUAUGUAAGGAAGAAAUCAGUGUUAGUGAAUGGUACUAUACUUAUGGAGUAUUCUAUUGUCUAGAUUUUUCUAUGAUUUUCAUUCUUGAGAAAUCAGAACACUGGCUUGGGCAACAUCUCUUAACCUUAUUCUCAAGAAAUAAGAAAGCUAGAUUAAAUGUUUACCAGAAAUUUAUUUAGAUAAUUUUCAGUAAUAUGAAAAAAAAAGUACAUUAGAUAGACAGUGUCUUACUGCCUUAGGCAAACACAUAAACAUGGUCACCAAAAACUAAUGGAAACUUCAGAAUGGCAACCAAGUUAGCCAUCCAGCAGGAAAGGGCAAAAAGAGAGCAGAGAGACAAAAGUUGAAACUUGAACGUCUGAAACGCAAAGAGCAGAAAAUGAGGCGAAAGUUGCGGAAGUCCAAGGAUAGCCUUGCUGAAUGCAGCCAAAUGUUCUCCAAACUCAACUGCUACCAGCAUGACAAUGACCACUGGAAAACUCCACCUCUUUGGCAUGAUGGGAAAUUCUGUUUCUGCAUGAAUGCUCCAAAUAAUACUUAUUGGUGCUUAAGGACUAUUAAUGAUACACACAACUUCCUGUACUGUGAAUUCAUUACAGGAUUAGUCACGUAUUAUGACCUUAACAUAGAUCCUUAUCAACUUAGAAAUGUUGCAUUUACAUUAUCCAAUAGUCGAUUAGCAGAAUUACAUCACGUCUAGAAAAGCUUCGCGUUUGUGUUGGCGCUGAUCAGUGUGAUGACUUACCAAACGCACAGGUAAGUGUACAACGGUGCU